Molecule: messenger RNA, 867 nt
Organism: Pecten maximus
Lineage: Eukaryota; Metazoa; Mollusca; Bivalvia; Pectinida; Pectinidae
Exons: 1
Coding region: 1-867 (288 amino acids)
Biological process (GO): carbohydrate biosynthetic process
Cellular component (GO): membrane
Molecular function (GO): sulfotransferase activity
Source: RefSeq, a predicted model, not a curated record
AUGGCCAUUGAAUCAACUAAUGAUUCAAAUAGUGUGUUCAAUAUCAACAGAAACGCUAUCCAUGGUCAUAAUGAAGUUUUCAUUCAAGAUGUCUCAAAGUUUGAUACGAAAGUGAUGGUCGGAAGAGACCCCUACACUCGAUUGUACUCGGCCUUUAUCGACAAGUACUUCCUUCUCGGGAAACUUGGGAGGUUGCUAAAGAAAGCCGUUGAUGCAGGUCCCUACAUAAAAGAUGGGAAUACAUGUGGUUACAACGUAACUUUUAAUCAGUUUCUCGAUGACGUCAUGAAAACAGCUUUAUCAGGUGGUGAAUUGGACGAACACAUAGUUCCGGUUUCUGACCUGUGUGAUGUGUGUAGAAUAAAAUACGACAUGUUGAGUCGACAGGAAACUUUAAAUAGAGAUACACUUUAUCUUCUACGUAAGGUUAACUUAACGGCCACAAAACAAACGGCAAUACAGGAAGCUAUCAGUCCUAAGGGAAUUAAGCAUACCAUUCAUUCAUUGAUUGCCGCGCAUUUGUCAGACUACGCCACCUACCGAGAAGAUUGUCCGUCCCGAGUCCUCCACAUGGAAAAAGUCUGGACAACUCUUCAGAUCCAGGGGUAUGUUAACAAAGACGUGCUGUAUCCAAAACAGACAGUUGAAAACUUACGUGAAUACAAAGCUGACAAAAUUACUUCUAUAAUUCUUCGUGGUAUUGAAUCUCGACCGAUGACUAAGGAGGAGAAAACACAACAAAGGGCGAUGUUUGUCCGGCAUGCGUAUGAAGAAGUCAAUGAGGAAAGUAUUAUGAAAAUUCAAGCAGUAUUCAUGAAAGAUUUUAGAUUCCUUAAUUAUGACCUCACACCUCCACACAAACGGUAA